AUGGAUGAAGCACUUACAAAGCCAAGGAAUGUCACACAUACUAUGUACAAGUUAUAUGGUUGGUUACAAACGGGAGUGGUUGACUUGAGCCCUGAAUUUCAAAGAGAUGUAGUAUGGCCAAUAACAAAGCAGUCACAUCUAAUUGACUCUGUACUUAACAACUAUUAUAUUCCACCUGUAAUCUUCUCUUGCAAAAUUCUGGAUGAUAAUAGAAGAUGGGUUCGUGUUUGUAUUGAUGGUAAACAACGUCUUACUUCUAUCAAAAAUUUCAUGGACAACAAAAUCUCCCACAUUAACCCUGCUAUUGGUAUUAAAUCUAAGCGCUUUUAUGAUGAUCCCAAUCAUACUUCUUUAACAGAAGCAGAACGUGAAAUAUUUGAUUGCUCUGAGCUUCUUUGUGUUGAAUACUAUGAUCUUUCUUUGCAACAAGAACAAGAAAUUUUCAGUCGUGUGCAACUGGGAGUUGCAUUAACUCCUGCUGAAAAACUUCAGGCUAUUAGCAGUCCAAUAAGUGAUUUCGUUCAUGCAGUCUACAAUAAAUAUUCUACCCUUUCUUCCAUAGUGGAUAAUAAACGUGCUCGGCCUUUUCAACUUAUUGCACAAUCUUUACACAUGAUUGAAACCAAACCAGAAAAAUUUAAUGCUACUCCCAUCACAAUUGCUAAAUACUUGAAAGAAGAUCGUGAAGUCCCUAGAAGUCUCAAAGCAUUGAUUAAACAUGUUUAUACAAUCAUAGAGGAUAUGAUUAAAGUUAAUGCUGAAUUAUUCCAUCGUAAUCAUAAACUAUCUCCAGUAGAAUUUGUCUUUUUAACCUAUAUGAUUGCCAAAUUACCAAAGUUACAACUCUAUCAGUAUCAAAAAUGUCUUUUAUCUAUGAGGGAACAUGUUUGGGACAAGCAUGAUGAAGUCAGAUUUAAUUCUAAGGUCUUUAACACAUUGAAAGUGUUUAUCGAUAAUUUGGAAUAUGAAUUCACUUCAAAUCACAAAAUUAACUCAAAAAAUUUUAAUCCUUCAAGUAAUAUUUAUGAUACUUCAGCUUCAUCAUCUAGCCGAGGAUCAUCUAGCCGAGGAUCAUCUAGCCGAGGAUCAUCUAGCCGAGGAUUAUCUAGCCGAGGAUCAUCUAGCCGAGGAUUAUCUAGCCGAGGAAGUAAAAGAGUAAAAAUUUCAGAAUAUUAA
This is a messenger RNA of Rhizophagus irregularis DAOM 181602=DAOM 197198, 1176 nucleotides long. RefSeq lists its product as uncharacterized. The record is from RefSeq and is a predicted model, not a curated record. NCBI's taxonomy places the organism in Eukaryota, Fungi, Glomeromycota, Glomeromycetes, Glomerales, Glomeraceae.